AUGACCGGUAUUUAUUGUACCAUAUUACUUAAUGCUGUAAUCGUAUGUUUUGCCUGGCCGUUGUACUUCUUUGGCGAUGUGCCGAAAUUUGUUUUCGAUUCUUUUAAUAUUCUGUCAAGGUGGACAAAUAUAGAAGUUGUGAUACGGAAUGGUGACAUCUUACAGAAGCCGGGGCCAUUCAUAUUUGUGUGUAAUCAUCAGAGUUCCAUUGAUAUUGUUGUGAUAUCGCAUUUUUGGCCUUCAAAAUGCACGGUUAUGAUGAAAAAUUCAUUGAAAUAUGUACCAUUCUUCAAUUUUGCAUCAGUGCUGAGUCGAGCAGUAUUUGUGGAUCGCUUCAAUCGGGAAAGGGCUAUGAAGUCGUUAGAAGAAUGCGCAAAAAAGGUUACCGAACAGAAAUUGAGUGUCUUUAUAUUUCCGGAAGGCACAAGAAAUCACGGUGAUGGAAUGAUUGAAUUCAAAAAAGGCGCAUUCAACUUAGCUGUUUUUGCACAAAUACCAAUUAUACCAAUAGUUAUAUCUUCUUACAAGCAGUUUUAUAAUAAGGAUACGCGUUAUAUUGCAAAUUCGGGCUACGUUAUUGUGGAAAUUAUGGAUCCGAUACAAACUGCUGGUAAGACAAUUCAAGAUGCCCCUAUGUUAGCGGAUGCUAUUCGUGUUAAAAUGAUGGACACUUUUUCAAAAAUUAGUAAAGAAGCAGUCGAAGAAUUUACAAAUCGACAAGAAGAAAUCAAUGAGGCAAAAAAAAUUCGUUAG
Molecule: messenger RNA, 753 nt
Organism: Acanthocheilonema viteae
Lineage: Eukaryota; Metazoa; Nematoda; Chromadorea; Rhabditida; Onchocercidae
Source: the annotation of a GenBank genome assembly